This is a messenger RNA of Protopterus annectens (West African lungfish), 2188 nucleotides long. Its product is annotated as RIB43A-like with coiled-coils protein 2. The coding region runs from base 388 to 1527 and encodes 379 amino acids. The record is from RefSeq and is a predicted model, not a curated record. The transcript has 8 exons. NCBI's taxonomy places the organism in Eukaryota, Metazoa, Chordata, Ceratodontiformes, Protopteridae.
AGUUAACUUGUAAAGGUGAGACCAAAAUAAACAUCCAAUAAGCAAAUGUCCAAUAGACCCAGUCAGAAACCAACAAUCACUUUCUUAAAGAGACCAUGAAGAUUGCAUCACUAAGGUACACAGCUAAAUCAACUAUGAUCAUUACCAGAGAUAGUCUUUUUUAGACGUUUGGAGCUGUCAGUUUUACGUCGAGUGACUUUAGUCCAAGAUUUGUCUUUAGGACGACGGCCACGUGGGGCUUCCUCAAGGUCAACAUCCUCUGUAUGCCCAGCAUCUAUAUAGUCGUCAACUGGUAUAAGAUUGGGAGCAGCAUUCUCCGGAACAGGAGAAGCGGGUUCUUCAGAGGAUUCCUGUCCAUCUUAGUGAGAGGUAACUGUCAGAAAAGCCAUGUACAAAGUUGAUAUUCAGCGAGACCUGGCUGAAGCUGCUGCUUUGGAGAGAAAAAGAAACAAGGAGUUACAGAGACAAAGUCGCAUCUUUAAUGUCAAAAAUCGCACCAUUGGGGUUGAUGUGGAGACCCUGGCGAACCAGGUGGCAGAGAGAAAGUCACAAGAGGAAAGAGAGAAGGCAGUCAAUGAAGCAUUUGGUGCACAGCAAUUAUACUAUGACAAACUUGCACUCCUCCUUGAGGAGCAUCAGAACCAGAAGACACAGGACCUGAACAAGGCACUACUGGAAUUUAGAGAGCAAUACCAGAAGCCAGAAUCAAGACGAGAGUUUGACCUCAAUGAUCCUGAGGGACUUAAGAAGGAUAAACCUGCUCGUAUAUCUGAUGAUGAUCCCCGCUGUGGUCCUGCCAGCUUGCAGAGGUUUCAAGGAGAAGAUCUGAGUACCACUGCAAGGAAAAAAUUCCAACAGCAGCAAAGUAGGAGCUGGUUGACAGAGCAGCAGAAAGAGAAGGCCACAACCAUGGCUCAGCAGAAAUAUUCAGAUAACCUGUUUGAUCUGAAGAGGAUAGAGCUGGAUCAGAGAGCCAUGCACCUCAGUAACCUAGAAGAGGAAUGCAGAAAAGCUAUUAAUGUGGCUGUGAAAAACAUCAAUCAAGCCCUGGAAGCUGAGUUAACUGAAAAGCAGAGGGUGGAAAAGCAGAGAACUCAGGAGGAAAAUUUUGCUGAAAUGUACAACCACUUAACAAGUAAUAUUCUAACUGAGAACCCUGCGACAGCAAACAGUGUAUUUGGGUCACAUCGGGUUAUCACAGACCGUUGGAAGGGUAUGACACCACAGCAAUUGGAAGAAAUACGAAAAGCUCAGGAGGAACAGUGCCAGGAAAAGAAGAUUAUGAAAGAGGAGGAGAAAAAGCUAGACACAGAGUGGGAUAAACAGCGAUUGCUGUCUGCUGAAGUUGGACUGACAAUCCAGAGAGAACAGGAAAAAAUUUCUAGACAUUUGAGAGAAUCACUGGACAAGUACAAUCAGCAACUAGCCAGGGAGCAAAAUACACAUUUGCAGUAUUUGGAGCAAGAGGUCUACACUAAUCCACCAACAGCACAGUACUUUGCCCAGUUCAACACCAGCAGCCGUUAAGAAACUUGAAGAUAAGAAGAAAAAAGGGUCCAUUCGCAGACCUCCAGUAACAAUGCUGCUCUGCAUACUGCUUUAGAAAUGGAUAUGGCAAGAAUCUGCUUUGAACAAACAUGCAUUUGAAAUGUUGUGACUGUUAUCACAUUUACAUAGUUAAAAUGACAUCUCUUAAAGUAGACUAUUUUAGGAUAUUUUGGUGAUUUAAUGAGCUAGCUAUUAAAAUUUAACAUAGAAGUAAACCUGAAAUUAUUUUCUAGUUUACACAAAUUGCGAAUUCCAUUGAAAACAUUUUAUUUCGGUACUAUUAUAUUAGGUGUGAUCAUGCCUUUAUUUUCAACACUUUCAUGGAAGUUCAGUAACAAGUGUGUUUAUCAGAUUCAUUCUACUAGCCCCUUUACUUGGCAUUCUGCAUGCAAAGCUCUAGAGUUGUUCCAGGAACACUUCUUAACCUUAGUAGUAGCCAUUGCUGAUAGUAUUGUAAAAUAAAUAAAUAAUAGUGACAGUUCUAACUGUUGGUCCUGAAAUCAUACUGAAAAUAUAAAUAAAACUAAUCUUAUCCAAGAGAGAGCUUUCUGCUAUACAAGAAAUGUAAUUGUACUUUAUGUCAGUCAUUCAACCAACCAAUCUGAUUUUCAAGCAAAUAAAGAUCUCCUGCUUGACAGUG